This is a messenger RNA of Linderina pennispora, 1228 nucleotides long. RefSeq lists its product as uncharacterized. Gene Ontology annotation, cellular component: U2-type spliceosomal complex. The coding region runs from base 256 to 1155 and encodes 299 amino acids. Lineage: Eukaryota; Fungi; Kickxellomycota; Kickxellomycetes; Kickxellales; Kickxellaceae. Gene Ontology annotation, biological process: mRNA splicing, via spliceosome. Gene Ontology annotation, molecular function: RNA binding. The transcript has a single exon. The record is from RefSeq and is a predicted model, not a curated record.
CCACGCGCAAGGUCUAUACGCUGCACCGCGACUACAUGUACUUGCGCCAGCGCCCGUUUAUCCAGCGGUGGGAGAAAGAACAGGCCGACCUGCUGGCCCAGCGCCUGCCCAGCGUGCCCAAGCACAGACCAUCCUGAGUCCCAUGACGUGGUCACUCCCGUUGAAUCAACAGUACUCUACAUUGGAGCAGGCAGUUCGGGUAUCCUGCCAACAAGUUUUUACGCUGCGCUCCAAUACAUCCCUCUCCUUUCUGUAAUGUCCAAACAACCGCCAGCAAAGAAGCCCGCCAAACUUGUGUCGACGUCGGGCGUCAAAGUACAGCGAUACUUCCCUGGGAAGGCGCCGGAGCUCGACGUUGACCUGUCCGAUGACGACGAGCCGCAGGAGCAGCCGCUGCAGCCGUCCAAAAUCACGAUCCGUGCGCCUGCAGAUGUUUCUGAUGCUGAGUCUGACGACCAGUCGAAGCGGCUGUUGCAGGAGCGGCUGAGGGCACGGCAGAUGGCCGAUGCGGACAGCCAGGAGUCAAGUAGCAGCAGCAGCGAUGAGGAAGACGAGAUCCGGGCGACAGAGGCGCGGCGGCGAGCGGCUAUGCGCCGCCAGACACAGAGCAGCGCUGAGUCCGGUGAGGACGACGAGUCCAGCGGAGAAGACGAAUCUAGUGGGGAAGAUGAGUCCAGCGAAGACGACGGGUAUGCCACCCGCCCGCUAUUCAAGCCGGUCUUUGUGCCUAAAUCGCAGCGUCAGGCACCCGAGGUCAUGCCCGACCCCCACCCAGACGAUGCCGAUCUGCUGGAGAAGAAAAAGCAGGAGCGCCGCCAGGAGUCUGUGCGCCGCGCCGCCGAGCAGGCCAAGCACGACCGGGAGGCACCGGAAAUCGAGACAAACGACAUUUCGGCCAUCGAUGACACUGACGAUCUGGAUCCGGCUGCGGAGUUUGAGGCAUGGAAACUGCGCGAGCUGCUGCGGAUCAAGCGCGACAAGGAGGAGCGGGAGCUGGCGGAUCUGGAGGAGCUAGAGCAGGAGCGACUCAGGAACAUGACUGAGGAGGAGAAGCAGAGGCUGGGGUUGGAGCGGGAGAGGAGGCAGCAGAUUGAGAAGCUUAGGGCCAAGGACGACGAGGUGCGGACCAAGGGCGCCUUUUUCCAGGCCGAGUGAUUAGCCGUAAUCGUCUCUUGGCAUUUGUCAUCGCUGGCCAUAUAACAACCCCUGGGUGGACCGCGAUCUGUUG